Colletotrichum scovillei is the source of this 808-nucleotide messenger RNA. Its product is annotated as glutathione S-transferase. The transcript is spliced from 3 exons. The record is from RefSeq and is a predicted model, not a curated record. Bases 77 to 670 code for a protein of 197 amino acids. Lineage: Eukaryota; Fungi; Ascomycota; Sordariomycetes; Glomerellales; Glomerellaceae.
AUUGCCUCGGGGCAGACAGAAUCAACCAUCUCAAGCAUCUAUCUCUAUCUGAGCCGUAUCGAAACAAUCAAUCAACAUGUCCAUCGAAGUUUACCAUCUUGGGCUUUCUCAAUCAGAGAGAAUUGUAUGGCUUUUGGAGGAACUCCAAGUACCGUACGAUUUGCACGUCUUCCAAAGAGAUCCCAUCACAGGACUCGCGCCCAAGGAAAUCAAGGAGAUCAACCCCGCCGGAACCGCACCGUAUUUCCGCGACAGCACUGUUUCCCCGCCAAUCGAGCUCGGAGAGUCAGGCGCAACUGUAGAGUAUAUUCUCAACGUCCACGGCAGCAAGGCUGGCUCCGGUGCCCCGAGACUCCUUCGUACCCCCGAUGACGCCGAUUACGCCGCCUACCUCGAGUGGUUCCAUUUCGCAAACGGCACUCUUCAGCCCACUCUCGGCCGCGCUAUGACACUGUUGUUUGCGGGCGCUUCGCAAAGUGACUUUGGCAAGCGGAUGGAAGAAAAGUCCCAUCAGGCCCUCAAGCUGAUUGACAACCGCUUGGCCAACAACAAGUGGCUUGCCGGUGAGAACCUGAGCGCUGCGGAUAUCAUGACGGUCUUCACCCUGACCACCAUGCGCGGUUUCUAUCCUCUCCUGGACUUGUCAGAGCACAAGAACAUUCUGCGGUAAGUCAAACCCCCCACUUCCUGGCACCCCCCUGUUUCUGGCACCCACAAAAACGAUGGGAUCACAACCCAACCUCCUCAUUACUAUUAACUAUUGAUCCUCAACCACACCCACUACAAUACAACUGCCAGCCUCACUAGG